Messenger RNA from Mustela erminea (ermine), 2834 nucleotides. RefSeq names its product disintegrin and metalloproteinase domain-containing protein 32-like. Gene Ontology annotation, molecular function: metalloendopeptidase activity. Lineage: Eukaryota; Metazoa; Chordata; Mammalia; Carnivora; Mustelidae. Gene Ontology annotation, biological process: binding of sperm to zona pellucida; proteolysis; cell adhesion. The record is from RefSeq and is a predicted model, not a curated record. The transcript is spliced from 23 exons. Gene Ontology annotation, cellular component: plasma membrane. Bases 170 to 2383 code for a protein of 737 amino acids.
GAGCGCCCACCUCGCCGCCUAAACCUGCCUGCCCGGCGCGCCCGUGGGCGCAGCGGCCUCGCGAGACCUCCGCCCCACGAGCGCGCGCGGGUGCGCGGCGGCCGCGGCGUUUCCGAGCGCCGCCAACUGUCGCCGGCUCAGUCGGCUCCCGGAGCCCAGGAGCCACGCCAUGCCCCGCCUACUGCUGCUGCUGGCUGGGCUCCUUGGCUUGCUGGCUUCAGGACCCGGUUCUCAAAAUUCAUUUCUACAAAUUGUAGUUCCAGAGAAAAUCCAAGCAAAUACAAGUCAUAAUUCAGAAGCAGAAAAUGAACAGAUAUCCUAUACUAUUACAAUAGAUGAGAAGCCAUACACUGUACAUCUUAAGCAAAGGUAUUUUUUAGCACAUAAUUUUAUGGUUUAUUUGUAUAACCAAGGAUCUGUGAAUUCUCAUCCUUCAGAUAUUCAGGCUCAGUGCUACUACCAGGGGCAUAUUGAAGGACAUCUGAAUUCUGUUGUCACACUCAGCACAUGCUCUGGAUUGAGAGGAAUACUGCAAUUUGAAAAUGUUUCUUAUGGAAUCGAGCCUCUGGAAUCUGCAGUUGAAUUUCAACAUCUUCUUUAUAAAUUAAAGAGCGGAAAUAGUGAAUUUGAAGAUCUUAGUGAAGAUAACCAAGGCACAGAACAAAACCCAGGGGACUAUAACAUUUUUGUAAGUGAAAAGUUGGAAUCAGCUGUUCCAGAUUUAAUUCCUCUUUAUGUGGAAAUGCAUAUCGUGGUGGAUAAAGCUUUGUAUGAUUACUUGGGCUCUGAUAGCAUGAUAGUAACAAAUAAAGUCAUUGAAAUUAUUGGCCUUGUAAAUUCGAUGUUUGCCCAGUUUAAAGUUACUGUUGUGCUGUCAUCAUUGGAGUUGUGGUCAGAUAAAAAUAAGAUUUCUACAGUUGGUGAGGCAGAUGAAGUAUUGCGUAGUUUUUUAAAAUGGAAAAAGUUCUAUCUAACUCUAAGGCCUCAUGAUAUUGCAUAUUUAUUCAUCUAUAGAGGUCAUCCAGAUUAUGUAGGAGCAACAAUUCCUGGAAAGAUGUGUGUUACUCAUUAUUCGGCUGGAAUUGCUUUGUACCCCAAGGAGAUAACUUUGGAGGCAUUUUCCAUUAUUGUUGCGCAGAUGCUCGGACUAAGUCUGGGAAUGUCAUAUGAUGACACAAAGAAAUGUCACUGUUCAGGAGCAAUUUGCAUAAUGAAUCCAGAAGCUAUGAGAUCAAGUGGUGUGAAGACGUUUAGCAGUUGCAGUUUGAGUGCCUUUGAAAAUUUCAUUUCAAAUAUGGGUGCCAGAUGUCUUCAGAACAAGCCACGAAUGCGAAAAAGUGCGGUAGCACUCUGCGGCAACGGCAGAGUAGAGAUAGGUGAAGCGUGUGACUGUGGUACUGAGGAACAAUGUGGACCUGCUAGCUGUUGUAAUCCUCACACUUGUAUGCUGAAACCAGGAUCACAGUGUGCUGAAGGAUUGUGCUGCAAGAACUGUCAGAUUGAAAAACGAGGUGUUCAAUGUAGGGAAGCAAGACAUCGUGAAUGUGAUAUUGCUGAAUUUUGUGAUGGAGGGUCACCAGAAUGUCCAUAUGAUGUAACUAUAAAGAAUGGACGUCUAUGUAGAAACAAAUAUCUGUGUUAUGAUGGAGGCUGCCAGGAUACAAAUGCACGUUGUGAGAUCACAUUUGGAAAAGGUUCAGAAAAUGCACCAUUUGCCUGCUAUGAAGAAAUACACUCUCAAGCUGAUAGGUUUGGGAACUGUGGUAGAAAAAGAGGUGAAUAUCAAUUCUGUGAAUUGAGAAAUCUUCAAUGUGGAAGAUUGGUUUGUACUUACCCUACUCGAAUUCCUUUUUUCAAAGAAAGUGGUGCUGUGAUUUAUGCUUUUGUUGAAAAUAAGUUAUGUGUAACCCUAGACUACCUGUCAGCUCAAUCAAAACAAGAUUCAAUGAGAAUCUCCAGCGGCUCUUUUUGUGAUACAGGAAGGAUAUGUAUAAAUCAUGAAUGUGUAGAUGCAACUGAGGUUAUAAGUGCAGCAGUCUUUUGUUCAGAGAAGUGUGGAGGACAUGGAGUAUGCAAUUCCAAUGAAACGUGCUAUUGCUUUGAGGGCUACCAGCCUCCAUUUUGUGAAAGGCGUGGCAGAGAAGUUUCUAGUUUGUCUGGGAAGCAGGAGGGUUUAACCAUGGGAAGAGCUCUUAGAAAGGCUGAAAAGAACCGGUGGCUUCUAGCUCAGAAGGCAGCUCUCACACAUUUGCUAGCAGAUCCGGAUCAGAAAGCAGCCAAACAGAUACAGUCAGGUCAGAAAGUAGUGCUCAAACAUCUACCAGCAGUAACUAAUAAUUCCUUCAGAGGACAAUGGAUAUUACAGAGUGUCUCACUGAAAUGAAAAUUCCACCUUUCCUCCCUUGGUCACAGUCAAAGGAAACAAUAAACUGCAUGUGGAACUAUUUGCAUGUGCAUCUGUAUUUCUUUCUUCCUCUACCCCUGAGGCUUCAGUUCUGUCAUAACAGGUUACUUAACUGAAGAUACAUCAACUCAAGCAUCCCCAUCCCAACCACACUCGCUGAGCUUUUUUUCCCAGCUCUCCUACCACCCACUGCUGCUUUCCUGCCUGGGGCCCCAGGUGCUGGAAAUCUGCAUCAACUUUUACUCAGGAAGAGCUCAUGCGUGGUAGGUAGUCCAUGGUCUUCCUCCUGGUAUUUCUUACCAGACUUGACUGGGGCGUACAGAUCUCAGUUAAUCCGAUAUAUUCCCACCUUACUCACCCAACAACCCCAGUCUAGGCUUCUGAAGGAAGCUGUGUUCACUUUGAGAACUGUACUUUACCGUCCAGGAUU